GACUCUGAAGGACCCGACUACAUUCCUCACCGCGCCUCGCGGCGCGGCGGUGGACUCCUACUGCGAAAAAGCCACCCUGACGGACUACGCCACGCAGCUCGUCUUCUUCGAAGAGUCGCAGUUGCUAUCCCGGCUCGGAAGCGCCACGCUGGAGGAGGACGGAGAGGGGGGAAGCGACGGCGAAAACGUGGCCGCGGGCAACGACGAGCACGAG
Molecule: messenger RNA, 214 nt
Organism: Prorocentrum cordatum
Lineage: Eukaryota; Dinophyceae; Prorocentrales; Prorocentraceae
Source: the annotation of a GenBank genome assembly